Molecule: messenger RNA, 1506 nt
Organism: Closterium sp. Yama58-4
Lineage: Eukaryota; Viridiplantae; Streptophyta; Zygnematophyceae; Desmidiales; Closteriaceae
Source: the annotation of a GenBank genome assembly
AUGGGACACAAACGCGCAAGUGGAGGGCUUGACGAACUACGGUAUGCGACCUCAUACGUCGCAGACCUACGUCGUCCGUUCGUCGCUCGUCGCCUGAGCGACGGAGUGGCGCAGCCAGCCGCGGCGAGCCCGCCGGGCGAUGUGAAGCUCGCACCCUCGCAAUUGGCGGCGCUGGUGGCGCUGACGGGGUGGGAAGCGGUGGAGAUGUGCUCCCAGUGGAUGGGCGUCACGUGCGACGGGCAAGGCAUGGUCACCAAGAUAGAGUUCCAAGAGCUCAUCUCUGCGGGCACCCUCACCCCGCCUGGACGCCUGCCCGCUGACAUUGCUGCCUUCACUGCCCUCCAAGUCCUGAACCUGGCCGGCCAGAACCUCUCGGGCCCCAUCCCCAUGGACGCAUUCCGCAACCUCGCUGCUCUCCAGGAACUCGAUCUCUCCUCCAACCCUUUGACCGGCAGCCUCGAGUUUCUUUGCUUCCUGCCGUUCCUGCAAUACCUCGAUCUGCACGGCACUGGGCUGACUGGGGAGAUCCCCACUGCGCUCGGCAAAGCCACCGCCCUCUCAUACCUCUCCCUCGCAUACAUCAACCUCACUACAGCAGAGCUCCCUGCCUCUCUCUCCGCCCUCACCAAUCUCGCCCACCUUGACCUGAGCUAUCUCAAGGUCACCAGCGUGCCAUCGUGGAUUGCACGACUCCCCCACCUGCAGUUCCUGGAUGUGACAGCACCCGACGGCCUCACCCCUGCCCGCUCCUCGCCCUUUCCAGCCGAGUGGACAGCUCUCACCAGCCUGAACACCCUGAGGGCAGCGGGUAACGGCCUCUCAGGCUCCCUCCCCGCCACCAUCUCCGCCCUCACUGGCCUCUCAGAGCUGGAUCUCUCCCAUAACGCCCUGGUUGGCUCGCUGCCUUUGCUGCCCUCGUCUCUGAUUCUCCUCUCGUUGAACCACAACGCCCUGGAGGGCCCCUUCUCCGCCUCUCCUGCUGCCCCGCAACUCCUGGAGGUCAUGCAACUGAGCCACAACCGUUUCACAUGGCCCACUCCAGCAUCACUCUCAGGCCUCGCUGCCCUUGUCAUUCUGGAUGUGAGCUACAACGAUCUGUCAGGGCCCAUCCCACCAUCCUUGACAAACCUUUCUGCGCUCGUCAAUGUGGACAUCAGCCACAACGCUCUCUCUGGUGGCCUAGAUGUGCUUGCACGCAUGACCAACAUCUCCACGCUCAACAUCGGGUCGUGCAACUUGUCAGGCGCCUUCCCUACUCCCCUCGCACAGCUCGCACUCGCCGACCUCGACAUAUCCAACAACAGCUUCACGGGGCCCUUCCCCUCCGCCAUGCUAUCUGCACCGCAAUACAAGAGGCUCAAUCUAUCAGCCAACAACUUCUCGGGUCCACUGCCCGCACAGCUCACAUCGCUCUCAACACUCAACAGCCUUGACAUCUCUCACAAUCACUUCACUGGAGUAGUGUCCCCUGCCGUCUUCACCCUGCCUUCGCUAACAGCCCUGUAA